AUGAUGUGGGCCUCAUAUUGCAACUUGUCACAGAAAAAUGCUGAGUUCUGCACUUCAGAAAAAGUUUCCAGCUCAAUGCAGAAUGUAAGGAGUACUUUGACUACAAAAGAAGCUACAAAAGGGAUUGACGAUGGCAUGAAAUUGAAAUCGGUUAGCUUUUUAGGUUCUCCAGUCAUUGAUCAGUCACUUGUUGACCUAGCUUUAAAAAAUACAGAAUGUUUAUCUGUCUCUCGAGUUCUUGUACUAUACACUGGUGGCACAAUUGGAAUGAAACGUGUGAAUGGUUCGUAUUGUUCAGUGACAAAUUAUUUUCUGCCCACCCUGACGAAAAUGCCUACAUUUUGUGAUCCAGAGUUUAAAAUCUAUAUAGAACAAUUUAACACUGAACUCUUUCAGCGUAAAUUAUCAAAAACUGAAGUGCCAACAAGUUCACACCAUCAUCAUUCAAAGAAUUCAAGACGUCAGUGUAGUCUAACGAAAUCUGAUCAUAUAGAGACUUAUGCAUUACCAAUUGAUAAGACAGGACAUCGUAUUCUGUAUACAAUUGUAGAAUAUUGGCCUUUACUAGAUUCAUCUGAUUUAAGUAUGAAUGAAUGGAAGCGGAUAGCACAAGAUAUUUUUGCUUUUUAUUAUCACUUCGAUGGAUUUAUUGUAUUACAUGGAACGGAUACUCUUGCCUAUACAGCAUCAGCUUUAUCAUUUAUGUUAGAGAAUUUGGGAAAACCAGUUGUAUUGACUGGAGCACAACUGCCUGUGUUUGAAUUUCGUAGUGAUGGAUGGAAUAAUUUUCUUGGUGCAUUAUUAAUUGCUGGUGGAAAGUAUGCAAUUAGUGAAGUAACAGUAUUUUUCCAUGAUAAAUUAUUUCGUGGUUCUAGAGUGGUAAAAUGUUCAAGCAAUAAUUUUGAUGCAUUUGAAUCACCAAACUAUCCAGCAAUCGCUGAACUUGGCACUGAAGUUGUAGUAAAUUAUGAUUUAAUUUUUCGGACACAUGAAAAACCUAAACCAUUUAAUGUUCAUACAAAUCUAUGUCAAGAUGUUGCAGUCCUUAACCUGUUUCCAUUAAUAUCUAAAGAACAUAUCAUUUCAAUGUUAGCGCCACCAAUUAAAGGAGUUGUUCUACGAACUUACGGAGCUGGUAAUGUCCCAAGUUCACGUAAAGAUCUAUUAGAUGCAUUGAAAGAAGCUUCUGAACGUGGUGUACUUAUGGUCAAUGUUACACAGUGUUGGCGAGGUGGUGUAAAAGCAAUUUACUCAACUGGAAUGGUUCUAAAUGAGUAUGGUGUAACUCCAGGAUAUGAUAUAACUACUGAAGCGGCACUUGUAAAAUUAGCCUAUAUACUGAGUAAAACGGGAAUUGAAGAUUAUUCUGCUAAGCGUACAAUGUUGUUGAGUAGUCUAAGGGGUGAAGUGACUGUUGAAGGUGAAGACUCUCGAGCAGCUAACUUAUCAAUCUACCAUUUGAAUGGCUUAAAUCAAGACAGAAAUCUCAUGUUAUAUUUUGCAGGAUUAUUUACAUCUGCUUCAUCAGUUGAUUCUGAGGGUAUAGGUUCAAUGUGGGUUCAACGAAUUGUUCCAGUGCUGGCCUGUUGUGCAGCUGCAUCAAAUAAUGUACCUUGUUUAAAAGAAAUGCAUCAUAUAAUUGGACACUUACAGUUAUUUGAUACUGAAGGAUCUACACCACUUCAUAAAUCAGCAUUCUAUGGUCAUAUUUCAGCAACAAAAUAUUUGUUGGAAUGUGGAGUAUCAGUUCAUAUAGCUGAUAAACGGGGAUACACUCCACUGGAUUGUGCUUUAGACAGUUUAGCCUUAUCUGAUGAAGUGGUUAGGUUAUUAUUAGAUGCUGGUUCUGUAUUGAAUUGUGAAAGUCAACUUGUUAUCAGACUAGUUCAUCAAGCUGUUGCACGUGAUGAUAUUCGAAGAUUACGCUUAUAUUUUUUGUGUGGAUAUUCAUUCGAUAAUAUUGAUGAUGAAGGUCGUACAGCUUUACAUGUAGCUGUUGCACAUCGUCAGUUGGAAACGAUUAAAUUCCUUAUCUCAUCACCGAUUAAACAACAACAAGCAGAUGAUAACAAAGAGACUUCAGUAUUGGUGCUGGUGUCAAUCCAAAUUGUCAAACUGUCUGGGGUACAACUCCAUUAGAUGAAGCUAAACAACGACAUUUCAAUGAUGUAGUUGAAUUAUUAAAACGAUAUACAUAAUCAAUAAGUAGUAUCUCAACUUACUCUCUUGUCUUUUCUAUUCACUUAUUCUCUUCUAAAAUGAAACAAAGUGGAAGGAUAAAAAUAAAGAUUUUAUUGUAUAAAUCUUGAUGGAUUCUAUCAUUAUUUCAUAAAAUGAUGAACUGUAUAAAGAUAAUAAUAAUAGGAUGGAUAUUUCAGUUUAUUGUACAGUCUGUAUAUCUCAAUUUAUCUGUUAGUUCACUUUCACUCCUUUUGCCCAUUGAAAGUUUAUUUUAUUGUUGUUUCAAUUAAAAAAAAAUUGAAUGAAAGUGUAUUUUUUUUCCAAUUAAAGAAAAACAAUUCACCUGUUGUUUACUAAAUCAACUUUAUCCUCGAAGUUCAAAUCUGUGCAUUGAAUUCUCUUUUACCAUUAUUAUUAUUAUUAUUAUUA
This is a messenger RNA of Heterobilharzia americana, 2610 nucleotides long. NCBI's taxonomy places the organism in Eukaryota, Metazoa, Platyhelminthes, Trematoda, Strigeidida, Schistosomatidae. The record is from the annotation of a GenBank genome assembly.